AAUCAACACUGGUUUAUCUCUAAUCUCAUCCAUAUCACAGAGUAACAGAUAAGUGCUUGCAAAUCUGAACGUGGACUUGUGACACGUUUAAAAAUUAAUUUCUCUCCCGUGUUUUAACCUCGACCCGUCACUGAUUCUCGGACGGCCAGUGAAGAUGAUCGACUUCGGGAAGAUCCUUGAGUCUGUUGGAGAGUUUGGGGCGUUUCAGAAGCGUUUGCUGGUGGCGGUAUGUCUCCCCAACAUCUUCACAGCUUUCCACAUGUUUAGUCAGAUGUUCGCCGCUAUUACUUUCCCACACCACUGCAACACCAGCUGGAUCUUACAGAGGGGUCCGAACCUGACCCAUGAGAAACAGUUAAACCUCACCGUCCCUCUGGACAGAAAUGGAGAAUAUGAGAGCUGUCAGAUGUUCACACCUGUCAAUCUUGAUCUGGAUGUUAUUGAAGCUUACGGGAUAAACACAACAACCUCGUGUACUGACGGAUGGGCUCAUAAAGCACCAGAGGGGAGCAAAACUCUUAUUACUGAGUUUGACCUAGUGUGUGAAAAUAGGAUUUUUAAUGAGGCAUCUCAGUCCAUCUACAUGGCUGGUCUUCUUAUUGGCGCUCUACUGUUUGGGCCAAUGGCAGACAAGUAUGGCAGGCGAUUUGUUACUCUGCUGUCCUUGUUACUGCAGUUUGUAUUUGGGGUGGGAGUAGCAUUUUCCCCCAACAUCUAUGUUUACAUAGCUCUCCGCUUUGUGGUGGGCACCACCAUAUCAGGGAUCUCAAUCAACACUUUUGUUCUGGGAUCCGAGUGGUGUGGUUCAUCUAAGCGGGCACUUUUUACCAUAUUCUCCCACUGCUUUGUUGCUAUUGGUCAGAUGUUGCUGUCCGGUGUGGCCUACGGGAUCCGCAAUUGGAGGAUUUUACAGCUUGUUCUCUCUGCGCCAGUUGGACUUUUAGUUGUUUAUUACUGGAUACUUCCAGAAUCAGCUCGAUGGCUUCUGACCCAGGGAAAACAGGAGAGGGCCAAGAAGGAGAUCCUGAAUGCUGCCAGAAUCAAUGGCAGGACAGUACCAGAAAAUCUGCUCAACAAGAUGGAGGCAGAAAACACAAGCAAAACAGGCACCAUGUUGGAUUUAUUCCGUGUGGGUUACCUGAGAAAGAGAGCUCUCAUCAUGUGCUACAUGUGGUUUGUGACAAGCCUGGUUUACUAUGGAGUCAGUUUGAACGUGGGGAACUUUGGCCUGGACAUUUACCUGACUCAGCUCAUCUUUGGCAUUGCAGAGUUUCCUGCACGUCUAAGCUGUUACCCUCUCAUUGAGCGUUUUGGACGGAGGAUUUGCCAGGGUGGCGUGCUGGUCCUCGGAGGCAUAGCCUGCCUUGUUAUUCCUGCUAUACCAGCAAAGUACCCUAUAGCUGUUACUGUGAUGGCAGUGGUUGGGAAGUUCUCCCUCGCUGCAGCCUUCUCUAUAGUUUAUGUGUACACUGCUGAACUCUACCCAACUGUGGUCAGGCAAAAUGGGGUGGGACUAAACUCCAUGUGUGCACGUGUUGCUGGGAUUCUCGCUCCUCUGAUCGGCUUGUUAGAUGUGUAUCAUCCAUCUAUUCCAAUGGUCAUAUUCGGUUCUCUUCCUUUUUUGGGUGGAGCUCUGACCUAUCUGCUUCCAGAGACACGUAACACUGAACUUCAGGACCACACGGAAGUUCACACGGAUAAGAUCAUGGAAUUAAAGAAGGAAGUUAUUGAAAGUGGACUAAAUCUGGAGCAAGAGACAAAAUUAUGAGAUUUAUUCUUUGUAUUUAAAAUGUUAAGCCUUUUUCAUAGUUUUAUCAAUGAUGUGUAUUUUUAUUGAUAAACUGGUGAAGAUAAACAGCAGUAUGACUGUUUACCUUUAAUGUUUCAGGAAACAUGUUUGUAAUAUUUUAUAGAUUAAAAUA
Misgurnus anguillicaudatus (oriental weatherfish) is the source of this 1922-nucleotide messenger RNA. RefSeq names its product solute carrier family 22 member 13b (gene slc22a13b). Lineage: Eukaryota; Metazoa; Chordata; Actinopteri; Cypriniformes; Cobitidae. Gene Ontology annotation, biological process: transmembrane transport. Gene Ontology annotation, molecular function: transmembrane transporter activity. Gene Ontology annotation, cellular component: membrane. The record is from RefSeq and is a predicted model, not a curated record.